AUAUCGAACUCGUCGUGGCGGUGGCAGCACUGUUGCUAAAAUGGCGAUGAAACUUUUCACCUUGCGAGCUUCAGCUCGCCCAUUUAUUUCCCAGAUCAUACGGCCGCUUAGUUGUACAACUUCAAGACCUUCCUACAAGGAUGUCGCUGAAAAAGAACCAAGUAUGGAUUUAAGGGACAUCACAGAUAGAGCUGCAACUACAGCAUUCUGGACAGAAUUGUUUAGAGGUUUCGGUAUUACAUUAUCCAUGAUCUUCAAAGAGCCAGCAACCAUAAAUUACCCAUUUGAGAAGGGGCCAUUGAGUCCACGGUUUCGAGGCGAACAUGCUCUUCGACGUUACCCUUCUGGAGAAGAGAGAUGCAUUGCAUGCAAGCUGUGUGAAGCUAUUUGUCCUGCUCAGGCCAUCACUAUUGAGGCCGAGCCCAGAGCAGACGGAAGUCGCCGCACCACCCGAUAUGAUAUUGACAUGACUAAGUGUAUUUAUUGUGGUUUCUGCCAGGAGGCAUGUCCAGUUGAUGCCAUUGUGGAGGGACCCAACUUUGAAUAUUCAACAGAAACCCACGAGGAAUUAUUAUACAACAAGGAGAAGCUUCUAACAAAUGGAGAUCGUUGGGAGGUGGAGAUUGCGGCUAAUCUACAGGCAGACCAUCUGUACCGAUAAUAAAUAAACUUGUUAUGUGACUAGGUAUAUGGGAGAACAUUGCUUUGGAUUGCAUAAGGAAGCAGGAACAUUGCUAUGGAAUGCAAUUCAUGUGUGUCUUAGGAUGUUUGUGAUGAUCUGAUCAUGAAAUCGGUGCACUUGCAGAUAGACGUGCUUCUCUAUGUCUAAUCUAAUGAGAGGUUCAUCACGUCCUCCUGAUAUGCAGUGUAUAUAAGUAAAUAAGUUUUGGAUUUGAGCAUCGUUAAUGGAGAAGCCUAAAAGAAUAUGACUUGCAAUCCUGAUGAUUGUGCUUGUUAACGGUUCACUCUAAGAACAGUCUGUUCAUUGUCAAAAGGUGCAUGCCUGAAUAUACGCCUGACACCAGUUCUGUCACAAAAUGACUAUCAGUGCAAGAAUGACAUUCUGAGAAUGAAUAGACUUUGAUAUAUUGUAUUGUUGUCAGUUCAGUAAGUUCUUUGUCUGUUCAAAUGACAGGAUUGAACUUUGUUUUGUAGUUUCAGUAUUUUCUCUUGCUGCAUCUAUUACAGAGAGAAUUUAAUGUGUAGUUAGGAAGAUUGUUCUGAAACACCAUCUUCUUUUACAAGUCUGUCUACUGAUCCAGUAAAGUGUGAAAUGUUUGAGGUAUUGAUGCUCAUUGCAAGAAUACAAUGUGCUUGAUUGAA
Molecule: messenger RNA, 1323 nt
Organism: Lineus longissimus
Lineage: Eukaryota; Metazoa; Nemertea; Pilidiophora; Heteronemertea; Lineidae
Product: NADH-ubiquinone oxidoreductase subunit 8-like
Exons: 6
Coding region: 41-661 (206 amino acids)
Biological process (GO): mitochondrial respiratory chain complex I assembly; mitochondrial electron transport, NADH to ubiquinone
Cellular component (GO): membrane
Molecular function (GO): 4 iron, 4 sulfur cluster binding; NADH dehydrogenase activity
Source: RefSeq, a predicted model, not a curated record